CCCUAGUAGCUACCCCGCAGCGGUCUCCUCACCAACCCCAGGUUUAAAUGUUGGCACAAGAUGGAGAAGUGCAACGUUGACUCGCGAUUAUUCCGACUAUUCCAUUGUAUUUUGUAGGAUUCGACCUGGAUAACCCCGGAACAUCAGCAGGAACUGUUUACCCUCCUUGUUAAUAUGAAUUCAUCCUACGAAUUGAAUCACUUGCCCUGUCCCGAGGCACUUUCUUAGAUCAAAACUAACCAUUGACCGCUUACCCUAUGUAAGAAAGAACUGGGGAGGCUCGUUCCACCGCAUCGGCACCACCCAGGUAGACUUACCUAGUAGGCCUGAGUUGAGAGGACUAUUUAAGAUGAAUGAAUCCCACGAGAGCGCGUUCCUUCUAGGAACCCCUCCUCUUGUUGUUUACUUAGCCUAGACGUCAGUUUCAUUAUCUAGAGUAAGAUAGACGGACAACUCACUAUAGUCCACAACGUCAAGAUGAAGGGUCCUUUAUUCUCCCGUCUAGCCACUUUGGCUUCGUGCUUGGGCGCAGUUACUGCCCAAGUCUUCGACCAGAAUAAAGGAAGCUCCCCAAGUUGGGACCCAGCCGCUGUCGGUACGAAUAAAACGACUAACGCGACAUUCUCAAAUCCUGUCAUGACAUUAAAUAUCGGGGACCCAUUCAUGACUAAAUACACUGCCGAUGGCGAGGAUUGGUACCUGUUCACUUACUCGACGAAUACCAACGUCACCCUUAGACGAUCGAGAUACCUAACAGAUAAUUGGGAUAAUGCGGAAAGUCGAGUUGUUUUUAACCCUAAUGCCACAAGCGGCGAUCCCUGGUCGACAAGUUUAUGGGCUCCUGAGAUACAUAACAUUUCUGGUUCAUGGUAUAUCAUUUUCACUGCCACAUCAGAUGGGGAUAACCCACCCCCACUAUUAGACGCUAUGUGCCCGAUUAAUUGUCCCGCGAUCAACCACCGAAUGUUCGUCCUAGCAGGGGACGGACCUGAUCCCUGGACCGCCAACUUCGAAUUGAAGCCCAUGCUUGACACAUACGACAUGUUCGCAAUUGACGGAACAUAUUUCCAAUUCGAAGACAAAUUAUACCACAUCUACUCAUGCUGGGAGCAAAAAUACUCAUCAUGGCCGGCCAAUUUGUGCAUUACCAAAUUAUCGGACCCGUGGACAGUUAGCUCAACAUUUGCCGAGCGUCGCAUCAUCAGCAUACCGAACGAGCCCUGGGAACAAGUGCCAUACGGACGACCAAUUCGAUUAGCAACGAAUGAGGGCCCGCAGCAGCUCACGAACCCGAAGACAGGGCAGAACUUCGUUAUUUACUCAGCAGCACGCGUUAACACGCCGUACUACUGCCUGGGCAUGUUAGAGCUCGUCGGAAAUGAUCCGAUGGAAUAUCAAUCUUGGAAGAAGCAUACAGCCGGAUGCGUGUUCCACCAAAACACAGUAGCCGGCGUAUACGGAACCGGUCAUGCCAGUUUCGUCUCGUCACCGGAUGGUUCCGAGGAUUAUAUCGUGUACCACGCGCAAACAACGCCGAACCCCGCCGCGGACUUGUACCGUACAGCCCGCAUACAGAAGUUUACUUGGAACGAUGACGGAACGCCGAAUUUCCCACUCGCGGAGAAUGGGCCUUUUAAUGUCCCGGCUGGACAACAAGCCUUGGUCAAGAAAUAGAAGUUUUAAAUAGAACUAGAGCAUAUAUAUUUUGCAUAAUAC
Molecule: messenger RNA, 1716 nt
Organism: Hypoxylon trugodes
Lineage: Eukaryota; Fungi; Ascomycota; Sordariomycetes; Xylariales; Hypoxylaceae
Product: glycoside hydrolase family 43 protein
Exons: 2
Coding region: 478-1674 (398 amino acids)
Biological process (GO): carbohydrate metabolic process
Molecular function (GO): hydrolase activity, hydrolyzing O-glycosyl compounds
Source: RefSeq, a predicted model, not a curated record